This is a messenger RNA of Gambusia affinis (western mosquitofish), 1849 nucleotides long. It is a transcript of the gene nemp1, whose product is annotated as nuclear envelope integral membrane protein 1. NCBI's taxonomy places the organism in Eukaryota, Metazoa, Chordata, Actinopteri, Cyprinodontiformes, Poeciliidae. The record is from RefSeq and is a predicted model, not a curated record. Gene Ontology annotation, cellular component: nuclear envelope. Bases 103 to 1401 code for a protein of 432 amino acids. The transcript is spliced from 9 exons.
CUUGUUUUCUGAUUGGCUGUCCCGCCUGUAACUCAUCGAACGGUUGCUAGGCGGAGGAGGCAGGAAGAGACGUUAGAGGAGGCGGGAGUUAGCAAUAUCAUCAUGGCGGGAUGCAUGAAAAUUAUAAAUGGUUACAUUUCAGCAAGUUCGAAGUUAAUGGUUUUUACAGUGCUUUUUAUGUGUCUACCUCAAACGUCACACCAAUUUACAGGUGACAUCCGUCCAAUAGUUGAUCUUCAAGAUGGCGAGCAGUACCUUAUGUUGGGGCCCAAACUGUUCUGCUACAAAAACACAGUUGCUCCAACCUGGAGACAAACGUGGACAAGGAUUCAUGUGAAAGUGUGGAGUUCAAAGGUCUUUAAGGUGGAAACUGUGGAAGGUGAAGAAGAGCUGCAGGAGCUGGAGCGCUUCAGUGUCUGGAGCUGGUUUAGAUUUUUUCUACGUGGACAGCAAAAUGAAACCGUUAUUAACAUCAACUUGUUCUGCAAAAAGACAUGCUUCAAGGUGGAUCCUACAGCAGGAGCUCAGUACACCGUCAAACCAAUCCGCAAGUUUGACAUCUAUCUGUUUUUGGUCUUCCUCUCCGGUGCGCUGUUGUUUGUUUUUGCAGAAUCUCUGAGCAGGAGUCAAAUCUUCUUCUACUCUGCUGGAAUGAGCACAGGCAUGAUCGCCUCUCUGAUCAUCCUUUUUUUCAUUCUGUCACGCUUUUUGCCAAAGAAAAGCCCCUUUUACAUGCUUAUUGUGGGCGGAUGGUCUUUCUCUCUGUAUGCCAUCCAGCUGGUCUGCAGAAACCUCGGGGUAAUUCUGCGAGAGCACUGGCAUGCUGCAUUAGGCUACGUAACAGUGGUGGGAUUCAUCAGUUUCGCUGUGUGCUACCGCUACGGCCCCCUGGUGGACGAGAAGAACAUCAACAUCCUGUCAUGGACGCUGCAACUGUUUGGACUGCUUCUAAUUUAUCUGGGAAUUCAGAUCCAGCAAGUUGCCUUUGCUAUCAUUCUGGCGUCUUUGCUCUCCAAAAAUCUGGAGUACCCAGUCAUCCUGGCAUUGACGGUGUGGAGGAAAGUCAGAGGUUACAUUUAUUGGAAGCCCCAGCCGCGCCGCCUGCUCACUGAGGAGGAGUAUCAGAAAGAAGCAGAAGAAGAAACCCGCCGUGCGCUGGAGGACCUGCGUAAAUACUGCAACAGCCCAGAGUUCAGUCCCUGGAAGGCCGUGUCCAGGCUUCAGUCCCCAAAAAGGUUUGCCGAUUUUAUCGAAGGAUCCCCACACUUGAAGUCAAACGAGGUGUCCGUCCACGCGCAGGAAUACGGUUUUGGAGGAAGCUUCUUUGAGGACGAGUUCUUCGACACAGACGAUGAGGAGGACAGUGAAGAAGAACUGAAGCCUAUGAUGAAGCCCGAGUGAGAGAGCAGAAGAAGAAGAAUCAAACUGCACCCUCUCUGACGGGCAGGCUGGGGAACGCCUCGCUGGGGUUGUCCAGAUUUUCAUGCUCGAUGGAGGAAAUCUCUGGACUGGGCUCCAGCCGGAGCGAUCACAGACGCAAAAGAAAGGUUGAGCACUUCAGGCGUAUGAAUGCUAAUUCAGAUGCUAAAUGGGUAAAUUUACACUGAGAGUUUUUUUGAGUGAGUUACAUCAGGUUUUACUUUGACUAGACACGCGUUUCAAACCCAAAGGCUGUGAAUGGAGAGAAUCCGCUUCACGUUUUCUCCACACGGAGACUCCUACUUUUGUAACCAUUAUUUCAGAAUAAAGAAUGGACGUGCAUUUUCUUCAUGUUGAUUUUAAUGGAAAUAUCUGUGAAACUGUCCUAAAGUAUUUUGAAUAAAAAAAUUAUAUGUUUAUGUUUACUAUA